This is a messenger RNA of Oryctolagus cuniculus (rabbit), 2443 nucleotides long. It is a transcript of the gene SCNN1B, whose product is annotated as sodium channel epithelial 1 subunit beta. The record is from RefSeq and is marked provisional. Gene Ontology annotation, biological process: sodium ion transmembrane transport. Gene Ontology annotation, cellular component: plasma membrane; sodium channel complex. Gene Ontology annotation, molecular function: ligand-gated sodium channel activity. Lineage: Eukaryota; Metazoa; Chordata; Mammalia; Lagomorpha; Leporidae.
AGGCGCCACAAUGCACGUGAAGAAGUACCUGCUGAAGUGCCUGCACCGGCUGCAGAAGGGCCCCGGCUACACCUACAAGGAGCUGCUGGUGUGGUACUGCGACAACACCAACACCCACGGCCCCAAGCGCAUCAUCCGCGAGGGGCCCAAGAAGAAGGCCAUGUGGUUCCUGAUCACGCUGCUCUUCGCCUCGCUCGUCUGCUGGCAGUGGGGCGUCUUCAUCAAGACCUACCUGAGCUGGGAGGUCAGCGUCUCCCUCUCCAUGGGCUUCAAGGCCAUGGACUUCCCUGCCGUCACCAUCUGCAAUGCCAGCCCCUUCCGGUAUUCCAAGGUCAGACAUUUGCUCAAGGACUUGGAUGAGCUGAUGGAGGCAGUCCUGGCGAGGAUCCUGGCUCCCGAGUCAAGCCAGGCCAACGCCACCGCGGCCAUGAACCUCUCCACGUGGAACUACACACCCCUGGUCCUCAUCGAUGAGCGCGACCCCCACCACCCGGUGGUCCUCGACCUCUUUGCCAACGACCCCACCGGCUCGGCAAGCAGCAGCCCGGGGCCACGAGGGGCCUGCAAUGCCCAGGGGUGUAAAGUGGCCAUGAGAUUAUGCAGCCUCAAUGGGACCUCGUGCACAUUCCGGAACUUCAGCAGCGCCACCCAGGCGGUGACCGAGUGGUACGCGCUGCAGGCCACCAACAUCUUCUCGCAAGUGCCGCAGCGGGAGCUGGUGGAGCUGGGCUACUCCGCGGAACGGCUCAUCCUGGCCUGCCUGUUCGGGGCCGAGCCCUGUAGCUACCGGAACUUCACGUCCAUCUUCUACCCGGAUUACGGCAACUGUUACGUCUUCAACUGGGGCAUGACGGAGAAGGCGCUGCCCUCGGCCAACCCGGGAACCGAAUUUGGCCUGAAGCUGAUCCUGGACAUCGGCCAGGAAGACUACGUCCCCUUCCUGGCGUCCACGGCCGGCGUCCGGCUCAUGCUGCACGAGCAGCGCUCCUACCCCUUCAUCCGCGAGGAGGGCGUCGACGCUAUGUCGGGGACGGAGACGUCCAUCGGGGUGCUGGUGGACAAGCUGCAGCGUAAGGGCGAGCCCUACAGCCCGUGCACGGUGAACGGCUCUGACGUCCCGGUGCAGAACCUCUACGGCAGUUACAACACCACCUACUCCAUCCAGGCCUGUCUUCACUCCUGCUUCCAAACCCAGAUGAUCGCCAGCUGCCAAUGCGGCCAUUAUCUGUACCCGCUGCCCCGCGGGCAGGAAUACUGCAACAGUCGGGACUUCCCGGACUGGGCCCCUUGCUACUUGGCUCUGCGGAUGAGCGAGGCCGAGAGAGAGACGUGCAUCCGCAUGUGCAAGGAGUCCUGCAAUGACACCCAGUACAAGAUGACCAUCUCCAUGGCCGACUGGCCUUCCGAGGCCUCUGAGGACUGGAUCUUCCACGUGUUGUCUCAGGAGCGGGACCAGAGCACCAACGUCACCUUGAGCAGGAAGGGUGUUGUCAAACUCAACAUCUACUUCCAAGAAUUCAACUACCGCACCAUCGAGGAAUCGGCCGCCAACAACAUCGUCUGGCUGCUCUCCAAUCUGGGCGGUCAGUUUGGCUUCUGGAUGGGGGGCUCCGUGCUGUGUCUCAUCGAGUUUGCCGAGAUCAUCAUUGACUUCGUGUGGAUCACCAUCAUCAAGCUGGUGGCCCUGGCCAAGGGCCUGCGGCAGAGGCAAGCCCAGGCUCGCUACGCGGGCCCCCCGCCCACCGUGGCCGAGCUGGUGGAGGCGCACACCAACUUCGGCUUCCAGCCAGAUGUGGGCCACCGCAGCCCCGACGCCGAGGCCUACCCCGACGAGCAGGCCCUGCCUAUCCCGGGCACCCCGCCCCCCAACUACGACUCCCUGCGCCUGCAACCGCUGGACGUGGUUGAGUCUGACAGCGAGGGUGAUGCCGUCUAGACCCUGCCCCCGCCUACCUGUGCACCCUGAGAACUCGAAGCUAAGAAGCCAAGGCCAGUAGUCAUCCUUAGUCUCAUUUUGUGAUGCCUUCUCCCUGGGCCAGGACUGGAGGUGUCUAAACUCAGAGCCCCUUUCUCUCUACAGGGAAGCCAGCGGCAACUGGCCAAUCCCAGGCAGAGGGCUUCUUCCUGGAGUUACCAGGCUGGCAUAGUAUGGAGCCACUGUGUUCUCCCCUGGUUCCUGCCCAUGCACAGACCCCCGGCACGCCCUGUCCUGGUGGCCAGCCACCUCACUCCCCGUGCCAGUUGCCCUCUGCCUCAGAGAUGAGCACAUGGGCACGCCCUGCAGUCUGCUUCCCGUACUCAGCCACCCUUUUCCUUCCUGGCCUUGGCUGACCCCUGCCAACAGUGAGGGCGGCCGUGACAGGCACCAGGAGAGAGCAGCAGGUGUGGGCCCCUGCCGGGUGACACCUACUUUGUUCUAGAAAAUAAAAGUAAAAGAAGCUGA